AUGCGUCUUCCUAGCCCCAAAGCAGCCAGUCUCCCCAAUGACGCCCUGUUCAAACAGCUGCUCCAUAACGCCCAAGUUAACCCAAACAUCUUGAUACAUGAUCCAGCCCAUAAUAAGGAUGCCACCACAGCUCAAUUCCUUCGCGAUGUCGUGGCCUUCAAGGAGGAAGUCCUCUCUCAGUUACCCCAAAACCUUUUGAACUCCCAGGGAAGACUCCAGACUCCAGGAGUCUACAUAGCUAUCCUCGCUUCCCUCAGCUACGAUUUUAUCGUUGGCUUAUACGCCGUCGUCGCCCUAGGUGCUGCAGCCGUACCAUUAUCAACCAAAGUUCUCCCCGAAGAAGGCGACUGGCUCGUGAAGAAAUGCAACGCCAUCUGCUUGCUCGCUCAGCAAGAGCAUAUUUCUCUUGCCUCCCAAAUCCAGUCCCAGCAACCAACGGAUCCUCUCAUCCCCGUGAUUUCAAUUCAACAUCCCCCAAACCCAUCCUUCGCAUUACCCCAGAUUGACCCAACCCUAACUUUCCCCUCCACUCAGCCAGGCCUCCUUCUCUUCACAUCAGGAACAACUGGUCCUCCCAAGGGCGCUAUCUUACCUCGCCAACUUUUCUUCCCGCACGUUGACCCCGACUGCACCGCCGACGAUACCGCCAUCGUCUACCGUGCCGUCAAUGGUUUACCCGGAGUCCUGAAUCUAAGCGAUCUGGUGUAUGUCUGCGCGCGCAUUGAGCUCUUCCCUGGUGGUAUCCAGCCAGCACCGAUCUGGGAGCGGCUCCGCUGUGGUGGAGUUACCGUGCUAGCGGGUGCUACUCGCUUCUGGCAGGUGCUGAUGACGCAUUAUGAGGAGAGGCUGCGAGCCCUACCUGAGAAUGAGCGUAUCCUCUAUGAUGAGGGCGUUCGGAAUCUUCGAGUCGUGUGGUUCGGGGGCGGGAUGCCCUUGCCUGCUGCGAAGCGGUUCUGGUUACGCUUACGGGGGAAGAAGGAGUGGACAGUUAAGUAUGGGGCGUCCGAAUUGGGAAGGGAGGCGAUGGUGUUUCGGUUCUCCAGUGAGAGCGCGGCGUUGAAGCCAAUUAUUGGGCGUCCGUUGGCUGGGACUGAAGUCAGGUUGACGGAGGGCCAGCAUGGGGAGUUGCUGAUCAAGAGCCCGACGGUGAUGAUCGGAUACAUCGACGACGAAGAACGCACGCAUGCGGCAUUCGAUGCCGACGGCUUCUAUCGUACGGGAGAUCUUGUCCACCAAGAUGCCCAGGGUAUGUUCGUCUUUGACGGCCGUGCAUCGGCCGAUUUUGUCCGGUUCAACGGGCUCCGCGUCUCAGUCUACGAGGUCGAAUCGCAGCUAUGCGACCUGCCUUACAUCCUAGAGGCAUACGUGCUUAGCAUACCAGACAACCGAUACGGUCACCGCGUCGGCGCGCUUGUGCUUUUAGCUGCAAGAGAAACAUCCUUGACACUGGGGAAGUUGCGGAAGGAUUUGGCUACAGUGCUGGCUAUGUACAAAUUGCCGACGGCGUUGCGUGUGGUGGAUAGUGAUGAGGAGCUGCCACGUAGUCCAGAGGGAAAGUUGUCACGCAAUACUGCCAUGCAGAGAUUUUUCCCUAGGGAAGCUAGAGGGUUAUCAGGCAAGGUUGAGGUUUGGGACAUAGAGUUGGAGGAGAUGGUAACCAGACGGGUGUGGGAUUGGGGCGGCAUUUAA
Penicillium antarcticum is the source of this 1689-nucleotide messenger RNA. Its product is annotated as class I adenylate-forming enzyme family protein. The record is from RefSeq and is a predicted model, not a curated record. Lineage: Eukaryota; Fungi; Ascomycota; Eurotiomycetes; Eurotiales; Aspergillaceae. The transcript is spliced from 5 exons. The coding region runs from base 1 to 1689 and encodes 562 amino acids.